Molecule: messenger RNA, 1345 nt
Organism: Amborella trichopoda
Lineage: Eukaryota; Viridiplantae; Streptophyta; Magnoliopsida; Amborellales; Amborellaceae
Product: protein DMR6-LIKE OXYGENASE 2
Source: RefSeq, a predicted model, not a curated record
UCACUUUACCACCUAAGGCACAGCAGGCAUGGCCCCUACAUUGUUAUCUGAUAUUUUGACUCAAAACUUCUCUGUUCCUCAGCGCUACAUCAGACCCGUUUGUGACCGCGCUAACCUCACCCAAGUUCAUUACGCAGAGUGCCCUGUCUCUUCUAUUGAUCUCCAAAGCCUUCAAGGACCUCAUAGGACCCUCAUCCUUAAUCAGAUCGCCCAAGCCUGUCAAAAUGAUGGCUUGUUUCAGGUGGUGAACCAUGGAAUACCGGAGGGCGUCAUCGAGAACAUGAUGCAGGUCUCGCGCGAUUUCUUCAGACUUCCAGAAUUUGAGAAGAUGAAGAACUUCUCGGAUGACCCCUCCAAAACAAUGAGACUCUCCACCAGCUUCAACAUGAAGAGAGAGAGUGUCCGCAAUUGGCGUGACUACCUAAGGCUCCAUUGCUAUCCUUUGCAGGACUUCACUGACGAGUGGCCCUCAAACCCUACUUCUUUCAGGGGAUGUGUUAGUGAGUACUGCACAAUGGUUAGAGGACUGGUUUUGAGGCUCUUGGAAGCCAUUUCUGAGAGCUUGGGUUUGGAAGGGGAUUACAUAGAGAAGGCAUUAGGGAAACAAGGGCAACAUAUGGCCAUCAAUUACUAUCCUCCAUGUCCUGAACCAGAGCUAACUUAUGGAUUGCCAGGCCAUACUGACCCAAACGCUUUAACCAUUCUCCUUCAAGACCAAGUUCCGGGACUUCAGGUGCUCAAAGAUGGCAAAUGGGUGGCCGUUGAUCCAAUUCCUAAUUCUUUUGUUGUAAACGUCGGUGACCAGAUACAGGUGAUAAGCAACGGAAGGUACAAGAGUGCAAUACACAGGGCAGUGGUGAACAAUGAGAAAGAGAGAAUUUCGGUCCCAACCUUCUAUUGCCCGUCUGAUGAUGCCAUUAUAAGCCCAGCUGAGAAGCUCCUUGAUAAGGACCAUCCACCAAUUUACCGAAGCUACACUUACAGUGAGUACUAUCUCAAGUUUUGGGACAAAGGUUUAAAGCAAGAAAAUUGCCUUGAUUGCUUCACUAUUGGGAAGUAGCAUUUUCAUGUCCCUUUGAUAAAGAAAACAAGUCUUGGAAUCUGCACUGAAGUUAUGACAUUGGAUGCAAGGAUAUCAGAAUAGACUUUGCAUAUGUUACGAAGCAUCUCGAUCAUGACCUGAUCAAACUAGAAGAAGUUCAUCGUCUUUGUCAUAGGAGUAAUUGGAAAUGGUAGAAAAGGACAAGUAGUGAGCUAAAUUCAGCCCAUUCUUUUUUUUUUUUACUGGAAAAUUUAUGUACGAGUGUAGCUUUUAUUUAUAAAAAGCAAGUUUGGAGUAAUGAUA